AUGUUGAAAACAGAUGCAGCAAUACUGGUAUUCUGUCUUCUCUUCCACAUUGAAUGUGUAGCUGCACAAGCUAACACAUCUGUGAUAGAAAUUCCGUCCGUUCGCUCGCGUGUUUCUUCUGGUGGAACCUUGAAUCAAAGAAGUUACUUUUACACAAGAUCCCAAGAUGCUAUCUUGUUCGAAGUAGCUUCUGUAUCUCCAACUUUUAUCAAAGUACCUGGACUAUCGAUUAUUGUUCAUCAUGAUCAACCUAUGCUUUAUCGCAUCGGAUUUCAGGGCGGAUGCCAAAGUGGGACUUAUUCAUCUAAUUUCGUUCAUCUGUUAAUUGAUGGAUACAUAUUGAUCGAAAACGAACUGCUGCCCAACAAUAAUCGACGGCAAGCUGUUGCACCACAUCUAGGAACGAACAUCGAUGAAGUGGAUCAACACAAUGGUGGGCUUUCUACAGGACGUUCUGUGCCGUUUGUCACUUCGUGCCCUCGCUUUCGUAAAGUAAUUUUACGAAGUGGAACACAUUCUAUUGAUAUAGGAGUUCGCAUUACCAUUCCCAAUAUGAAUUUAAUAGGUGGGCAACUUGAAGUUGAAAUUUCGGCCUACGAUCCUGAUACUCAACUUGGCCUGUCUUACCCAAUCAUAC
Messenger RNA from Rotaria socialis, 637 nucleotides. The record is from the annotation of a GenBank genome assembly. NCBI's taxonomy places the organism in Eukaryota, Metazoa, Rotifera, Eurotatoria, Philodinida, Philodinidae.